CCUGAAACAGCAAGACGAAGGCACCCGGGCUACAUUGGACCUCCUCACCAGCAUUUUCGAGAUGCUCGCGGAGAAUUCGAUCGUCAAGAGCAGCUGCCGGUUACACUUUCGCCAGCUGCUGCGGAAGUUCUUCAAGGUUCACUGCCCUAGUCCUCAAGCAUCAGGUGCACUUUUUAAGUGGUCUGUGGCUGCUGCACCUGGGUGUCGACUGCAGUGCUUCUAGCUGACGAUUCCCAGGGGAUGCCAACUACCCACCAUAAAGAGAGGCUUCAGUCACUGGCCCUUGCAGUUUCGGUUCAGUUGUUGCGAGAGGCGGAGGACGUCAAGUGGAUCCUGUCUGAAAAGAACCUGGUGUUCCUGUCCAUCAUCCUGUCGCUGCUGUCACCGACACAAGGAAUUCGAGAUCUGGCUGUCAGCUUGGUGGAGGCAUCGGUGGCCUGUUCCCACAAGGGACACAGUGGACUCCAUUCCCUCUUUCAGCUGAUUACGAAACACGCUGCUGACAUAUCUGUGGGCACAAAGAAGCUGGUGAAGCUCGUAGCUUCUUGGGACAUCACUCUGAAGAAGCCGAACACAUUGCUGGUGCUGCUGAACCACGAACAGGUUCCCGUCACGAUGAAGUUCGGCAUACUGAAACUGGUGUCACGCAUCGAGACCAAGGCCAUGCUGGAGGCGGCUGUGAAAGUGAUCACAACGAUGCUGGGUCCCGAAGCUCGCGAUGUCGCACCCACGUCACCACUACCUGCUGCCGAGGCACGUCUGCUCGAGGCUUGCUUUGCAAAGUACAACUUGGCCGCAGUUGAUCGACUGGUCGACGUCGAAGGAGCUGUAGAGACAUUGGAAAAUGCGCUGCGCAGCACCAGGACAUGUGAGGGCAGUGAUUCAGUAGCCACCAUGGCGCUCCAAGUGGUGAACAAGGAUGUGGUGAAGAAACUUCCCCAAGAAAACCAGGUGGCGCUGCUCGACACUCUUGUUGACCUGGCCCUUGACACGCCGCCCUCCGUUCAGCAUUCGGCAGUGCUUAGAGCAUUGCGCAAGGUGUGUUCCUUUGGUAGCCUUCUCGUGGAACCUCUGCAGAGGACUAGCACGUCUCGACAGAGCCCAGCCAAGACGGUUCGGGAAGCCAAGAAGAUGAGGUUGAUGGAUGCGUCGGAAGAGCAGGACCCAGCCGAGUCACCCCAGUGGAAGCGCAUCCUUAUCCUGCUGGAGAUGAUCCAGAGCCGAAGGUCGAUUGAAGACGUCUCGCGUCUCGUGGCCCCCUUGUAUGCCCUGCUCAAGAGGAGCCUAGAGCUGGACCAGUCGCCACACGCCGAAUACCUGCGCCAGUGCGUGCUGACGUCCCUGCAGGCACACGGCCUGUCUGCGCCACGGCACGAGCUGGCCACCCUUGUGAAGUGCCUGCGGCAUUCGCAGAGCUCACAGGCCCAGCAGCUCUCUUUGGUGCUGCUAAACCUCGCCGCCCAGAAGUACCCCGAGGAAGUUCUGCACAACGUAACCUCGGUGUUCACCUUCAUGGGGGCCAACCUUCUGCGACUGGACGACAACUACAGCUUCCAGACGGUCAUGCAGACGGUUGAAACGGUCGUGCCUGCUCUGCUUCAGGCUUGCGCUGGCGAGAGCAAGUCGGCCGAGGCCUCGGAAAGUGCGGUGUCAUCGGUGACCCGUGUGUUUGUCGGGGCCUUCCUGGACAUUCCCGAGCACAGGCGAUUACCCCUGUUCACAAAGCUGGCCACAACCCUGGGUGCUAGCGACCAUCUCUGGGUCCUGGCUGCACAGAUGGGCGAACACCAUGUCACAAAGAUGGUGGCCGCCAUGGAGACAGAUGAGUCUACAUCAAACAUCCUUGAAUUUGGCCUGUCCCUGUGUGGCCAGUUCGAGGUGCCCGUGCAGAUGCAGACUAUGACACACCUGCUCAAUUUUGCUGCCACCUUGCCUGCUGUGAAAGAUAACAGCAAUGAGCCCCCAAGCCACUCCGAAGUGUUUGACCUGCGGCUUUACUCGGACAAGCAGCUGCAAAGGUUCCGACUAAGUGUUACCAACUUUGUGGCCGAUCUUCUGGGCUCGUCAACCUUCCUUGGCCAGAUGGCAGCACUGCAAGGGGGUAAGGGAGAUCAGGGCACAACAGAGGCCCUCUGCGGGCCUUGCCUGUCGGCUUGCUUGCAGUUCGUGCAGCAUGUAAGCCGCUGGAGCCAUAACCCGACAAAGACCCUCUACCAGGAGCGUGCCUGGAAGGCCUUAUUGUCAAAGCUUCACGACAUUGUUCACAAGGUGAAUGGGCUGCUCCCGAGCGGGCAGUUUGUGUCGGUGGUUCGGUCGCUGAUGUGCCACGAGCUGUCGUCCAUCCGGCGCAGUGCCAUGGACAUGCUGAAUGAGAAGUUGGCCGCCAAGAUUACUUUGCAGAGGAGGAUACGCAGUCCUUGUUGGAGCUGGUUCCCACGCUGCUGCAAAUGGCUCGUGGCAAAUCAUCGUCCACCGUGCCAGUGGCGCCAGCUGAUGGGGACAAAACGUCUCAAGCCACUUCCAGUGAGGAAGCAGCGCUCAACCGCCAAACGGCACUCUUGUCACUCAAGCUUCUGAUCCGGACACUGGGCGCCGAGCAUCGUGAUGCUUUUGCCGAGGUGUACGACUUGGCUCACCAGCUGCUGUCCGACGAGCGGUUGAACCCCCUGCUGAUGAGCAGUGCACUGCUGUGCUUCGCUGAACUGUGCCACAGCCUGCCGACGCCCACCAUUGCUCACUUUGGCCGUCUCAUGCCGC
This is a messenger RNA of Dermacentor silvarum, 2757 nucleotides long. RefSeq names its product HEAT repeat-containing protein 1-like. Gene Ontology annotation, biological process: maturation of SSU-rRNA from tricistronic rRNA transcript (SSU-rRNA, 5.8S rRNA, LSU-rRNA); positive regulation of transcription by RNA polymerase I. Gene Ontology annotation, molecular function: snoRNA binding. Bases 241 to 2577 code for a protein of 778 amino acids. The record is from RefSeq and is a predicted model, not a curated record. The transcript has 17 exons. Gene Ontology annotation, cellular component: t-UTP complex; 90S preribosome; small-subunit processome. NCBI's taxonomy places the organism in Eukaryota, Metazoa, Arthropoda, Arachnida, Ixodida, Ixodidae.